Messenger RNA from Salvelinus sp. IW2-2015, 1795 nucleotides. RefSeq names its product E3 ubiquitin-protein ligase TRIM39-like. Gene Ontology annotation, molecular function: ubiquitin protein ligase activity; protein binding. The record is from RefSeq and is a predicted model, not a curated record. Gene Ontology annotation, cellular component: cytoplasm. Lineage: Eukaryota; Metazoa; Chordata; Actinopteri; Salmoniformes; Salmonidae. Gene Ontology annotation, biological process: protein ubiquitination.
CUCUCUCUUCUCUCUCUCUCUCCUCUCUCUCUCUCCUCUCUCUCAGUGCCAGUCUGCUGACUGAGGAUCAGUUCAGAUGCUCUGUGUGUUCAGAGGUGCUGAGAGACCCGGUCUCCGUUCCCUGUGGACACAGUUACUGCAGGCAGUGCAUCAGCACAUACUGGGCCCAGCCUGGCCCUGCAGGAGACUAUAUGUGUCCCCAGUGCAGUAAGAGAUCCAGAGACCGGCCUGUACUCUACACUAACACAGCCUUGGUCAGGGUGCUCCAGGGGCUCCAUCAGGCAGGCUUCAGUCCUGCCCUCCCUGCUCUGGGCUACGCUGGGCCUGGGGACGUGGCCUGUGAUAUCUGCUCUGGACGGAAGCUCAGAGCAGUCAAGUCCUGUCUGACCUGCACUGUCUCCUACUGUGAGAGCCACGUCAGACAGCACUACACCGUCCCAGCACUGCAGAGACACACCCUGGCUGAUGUCACUGGAGACGGGGGACACAAAGAUCACCAAGGCAACACUGGACAGACAGAGAGGAUCAAAGAGGAGGGGGCUAUGAAGACUGAGGAGGAGGAGGGGAAGAGUGACUGUAAAAAGAUGAAGAUGGAAGUUAAAGAGGAAGAAGAGAAAUCUGAUGAGGGGUUUUUUGAUCUGAAGAAGACAAACUCUGAGCUGAAGAACAUCUCUAAGUUAAACUCAGACUUGGAGCAGGAGAUCUCUAAACUCAAACAUGAUGUUGGUGAGCUCAGUAAAGAGAAUGCUGUGCUGAAACAAGAUGCAACAAUUGAGAAACAACUGAUGGACAUCAGAACUGCUGAUCUGAAUAAGACCAUAGCCACUCUCAGCUCAGACCUACACCAACACAUAAAGCCUGUCCUGAAGAACAUGACGAUGGACUAUGUGGAUGUGACUCUAGACCCUGAUACAGCACAUCACUACCUCAUCCUGUCUGAAGACGGGAAACAAGUGAGACAUGGAGACAUAAAAAAGGAUCUCCCUGAUAACCCAGAGAGGUUUGAUACUGGUCUCUGUGUCCUGGGAAAGGAGGGCUUCUCCUCGGGGAGAUUCUACUAUGAGGUUCAGGUGAAGGAGAAGACUGGGUGGAUUUUAGGAGUGGUCAAAGAGUCCAUCAACAGGAAGGGGGAGAUUACAGUGAGCCCUGAGGAUGGAUACUGGACUGUGUGGCUGAAGAAUGGAAAGUACACGGCUAAUGCUAACCACUCUGUCCCCCUCUCCCUGAGAGAGAAGCCCCAGAAGGUGGGGGUGUUUGUGGAUUAUGAGGAGGGUCGGGUCUCCUUCUAUAAUGUGGAGGCCAGGUCUCAUAUCUACUCCUUCACUGGCUACACCUUCACUGAGAAACUCUAUCCAUUCUUCUGCCCCGGUCUUAAUGAUGGUGGUAAAAACUCAACCCCACUGGUCAUCACUCCUGUAGAUAUCACUGACUGACUGUUUUAUACCAAACAUUGAAAUACGGUUAACAUAACUAAUGAUGUAAUAGCCAACAGCUAAUUUAAUAAUUAUUUAUAAUGUAAUACAUAAUAAAUAAAUCAGCAGAUCAUGUAUUUACAUUUUACAUUUAUAAUGUAAUAACUUUUCCUGAUGUUAUCAUCAAUCAAUUGCAGGUAUUAUUGCAGUAGUAACUGUCAUAAAUAAUUAUUAUAAUCUGUUGAGCACCAAGUUAUUUCAAGUUUCAAUGUCACAUGCACAGAGAAAAGUAAAUCACAGUUUGCCAGUGUGUCACGCUCUGACCUUAGUUCCUUUGUUUUGUCUUUUGUUUUAGUAUGAUUAGGGUGUGAGUUGGGUGGGUU